AUGUCUUGCUUGCCUCAUACCUUCGUUGCCAGAUAUUCAAUACUCUUCCCCUCACGAAGAUGUUUGGCAACAGCUGCGGAACCAGCCAAGUCUACCCCAUCACCACCACCCCCUCCAGCGUCGACCUCCAAAGAUCCAACGAUAAACCGCAUCGUUGACGAUAUUUCCGGUUUGACUCUCCUCCAGGCUGCUGAUCUUGUCACACUCCUCAAGUCGCGCCUCAAUAUCCAAGAAAUCGCCAUGCCGGCCGCCGCGCCUGUCGCAGCAGCACCCGUGGCUGCCGCUGAAGAACCUGAAGCAGAGAAACCCAAGGAGAAGACCGUGUUCAACGUCAAGCUCGAGUCUUUCGAUGCUGGGUCUAAACCAAAGGUCAUUCGGGAGGUCAAAGCACUGGUGCCAAAUCUUACUCUCAUAGACGCCAAGAAAUUCGUGGAAUCACUACCCAAGGUACUCAAGGAGAACUUGCCGAAGGAGGAGGCAGAAAAACUCAAAGCCACUUUCGAGGCUCUGGGCUCAGUUGUCACGUUGGACUAAAACCAUUGUCCUGCUCAGGAGAUUUAUACACCGAUAUAAAAUCACAAAAUCGCGCGUCCGUCUCAUUUGUUGUGAGAUACAAUGAGGUUGAUAUAUAUGUCAAACAUGAAUAAAGCACCUUGGCCUAAAAGGUCAAGAAAAGUGAAGAAUCGCGAUCACUCUUCUGAGAG
Messenger RNA from Guyanagaster necrorhizus, 704 nucleotides. Its product is annotated as ClpS-like protein. Lineage: Eukaryota; Fungi; Basidiomycota; Agaricomycetes; Agaricales; Physalacriaceae. Gene Ontology annotation, molecular function: mRNA binding; structural constituent of ribosome. The coding region runs from base 1 to 534 and encodes 177 amino acids. Gene Ontology annotation, cellular component: ribosome; mitochondrial large ribosomal subunit. The transcript has 3 exons. The record is from RefSeq and is a predicted model, not a curated record. Gene Ontology annotation, biological process: translation.